Messenger RNA from Amoebophrya sp. A25, 5106 nucleotides. The record is from the annotation of a GenBank genome assembly. Lineage: Eukaryota; Dinophyceae; Syndiniales; Amoebophryaceae.
AGCAGGGGUAGAGUUACGAAGAUGCUGGCGAAAUAAAAAGGUUUGCGGCUUCAACAACACAUAUUUGUUUGUCAAGAUGAAGCGUCACAUCAAGAUGAAGUGAUCAAAAAUGAGGCGUUUCACCUCCAGUGCUUGCCUUAAGCACGCGUUCAUCUUGUGGUCUGCUGUCGUACUAGCGGACGACCAUCUUCCGGAACGACCUGUGGGUGUGCCAGUCGUGUUCCCUCUGAAACACCAAAGUGAUGGACAUGGCGCUUCUGGAGACAGCUAUUAUGGUGUCUCCGGAGCAGGCAGUAGUUCUUCGAGAAGAAGUAAGCAUCACGGUGGUGCGGACCCUCUAGGGGGUGUGGGGCAGCCUAUAGCCCGCGACCCCCACUCGUUUCAACGGGGAAACGAGCACUAUGAGCACGCGCACACGGCCAGUUGGAAACAGACGCAUGACGUCGCUCAACCUGUGGGGAUUGCGGAGAUCCUUUUACGGAGGUUUCGGUUUGUUUCUAACUUCUAGAUUUGAAAGGCGUGGGCAUGAUCCUGUUUAAGAGCAUUCUAGACUCACGUGGACAGUUAUUUUUAACGAAAGUCUAGAUUUUUUUCCAUUUUUGCCACUUCUAAUUGCUCCUGCUUCUCCUACCGCACAUCGCACUUCAGUCGUAAAUCGUUGGGAAGACGUGCGGCUAGGACAGAGGAAAGCCUCACAGGAACAAGGAUCAUCAACGUCUUUUUCAGAAGCUGGGGCCGAAUCGAAGACAUCAACAGUAACAACACUAGAAAGAAAUAGAGGCUCCUCUGGCAGUUUAUCACAACCAGCAACUGAGUCACUGUCACAAGCAUCAACCCAGGCUUCAUUCCCUGAAGCGACAGGUGUUCCGAAGUUCUAUGGAGUGUCUAGUGGAGUGUCUAGUGGUAGUGCUGCUCCCGAGCCGCCCCGCAGGCCACCACCCACGGCCGAUGACGACGAUGGUCUCACAGUAGCGAAGGAGGCGGGAGAUCAAGACAACGCAGUGUCAAAGGAGGCAGUAUCGUCAAAGGACUCAGCUGGAGGUGAUAGCGCAACAGUAUCGUCAAAGGAAACAGCUCUUCCAGCUUACGUAGCAAAACAAGUAGCGGCAACAGUAGCCGCAGCUGGGGAAGCGCAAGGGAGCAGCGUUCAAAACAAUAAAGAAGGUGCUGCUGAAGCAACUAGCACAGCUGCUACUAUCGCUGCCACAGCUGCUGCAUCAGAUAACGCUGCUUCAUCUGUCUCGCCAGACGACUCUUCAUCCAGUAAAAAAGAAGGCGCGGCGUCUUCUACACCAGAUGACACUAAGGUAGCAACUCAGGCAGCUGUGGCGUCUUCUACACCAGAUGUAGUAGGAGCUCCGGCAGCUGUGGCUAAGUUGAGUAGUAGUACUCUUACAACUGCUAGUGCUAGUGUAGCAACUCCGGCAGCUGUGGCUACAAAACAAACUGCUAGUAAUGCUUCAUCUGCGGAAACUACUACCGGCGCUAUAUCAGAGUCAGAAAGUGCAGGUAAUAAAGUCGUAAGUAGUGCUGCUCCUGCAGGGGAAUCGGAGGGGGUAGUUGGAGGAACAUUAAGCAGCAAGGCACAAGGAGACCACAAGCAGGACACAAAAUCCAUAGCAACAAAUGAAGCAGUGAGUGCUGCACAAGGAGACCACAAGCAGGACACAAAAUGGAUAGAAGCAGUGAGUACCGCAUCUUCUGUUGCUGCAUCUACUUCGGUAGUUACUGCGUCUCCUACUAGUGCAGUUGCCAAUACAGGUUCAGGUGAACGACCAUCGGGUAAUGCGGAAGAUGAUACGAAGAAAAAAACAUCGUCAGUAUCUCAGAGUACUACAGAAACUACGGAGAAGUCGGCAGAUCCACCCAGCUCCAAGGCAGCUUCUUCUAGAUCGUCCAGUGGCUCAUCGAGUGAAGAUUCUGGUCCGCCAGCGGCAGUGAAAAAAUCUUUUAGCGCAGUAGAGGAGCAGUCUUUGAACAAGUUUGCGUCAAGCACAACGUCUUCAGCAUCCGACGAUUCUGCCGCAGGACCAGGUGGUGCUCCGAGUACACCUCUCAGCGGACCGUCGCCACCUAUUGGUUUGUUCCCAAUAUCGCCGAGCACCUGUGCGGACGACCCGAUUUUCAAGGAUGGACUAGGUACUUACUAUACGUAUGAGAUUUGAAGAGACUGUGUUGAGGUCUAUUUGUUAUGUACCCUGUACUAGGGGAAAAGUUGGCGAGCUUAUAAUUUUGCUAUCACUAUCUACUUCGCUGAUAGAAUCAUGUUAUUCUUGACAGUUUUAGACACGGAUUUCGACAUCACGACAUGUCCAUUCCAGGUUUCAAAUGCAAAGAAUGGACUAUGGAAUGGUGUCGAAAUCCGUCUCCCUCUUAUAGCGAGAAACACAUCUCCCUUGUACAUCGUCACUGCAAGAAAAAAUGUGGAUUUUGUCAUUCUAAAGUUUGCGAAGACGAUGCGUCGUUUCGGGAUAUGAGAGGUCUUAUGCUACUAGACGUACCUCUCCCCACUUGGUGCCACGUGCUCUAAUACAAACUUAAACUUUAUUAGGCUUAAAGUUUCAAGCACGAAUGCAUCGACGAUAUUCCGCUUGAAUGAGCUUCAUAGCUGUCACCUACAUGUUCAUACACACCUAGGUUACACCUGCGCCCAGUGGAGUACACACGAUUGUAAGGCGGUCUCGCUACCGGGGUAUUCUCGCUUUGAUAUGAGGCAAGUAAGGAGGCAUUGUCGGAGAACGUGCAAGUUGUGCGAAGAUCCAUCUAUGUGUCAGGAUAGCGAAACUUUUACGGAUGAAACUGGUAUGACUUUCUUUAGAAGCCUUUAGAGGAAUGAAACUGGUAUUCUGUUAUCAGUACAACUUACGUGUGCAUGUGCUGUUUUGAAUGUGUUUUUCUGUGCGCUUACCUUCUUUUCUUAGAAACAAACAUACUUACAACAAAUCCUGUCCGAUCACGACUAAAAAAGGUAAAAGAUGCGAAGCAGCAGUUGCGAGUUUAGGAGGUCAGUGUGUGGUCGAGUCUGCAACGGAGGACCUACAAGAAAGAUUAAGCCAAGUGAGGACCGCCUGUCCAAGAAGCUGCAAUCAGUGCGUACUAAAUGAUGAACAAUAUGCGUAUGCGUUGCUCAGUUACUAAGUGACUUAUUUCAUCAACGAACAACUCUUUGUGGACGCUCCACGUUUUGGUAAAUAUCAAUAUUAUGGACGACGAUAUACUUUUUACCUACUAUCCUUACUUUUUCUUCCUAGUUAGCUUGGCUCCACCCAUAAUAUUAUGGACCACGAUUUUGCGUUGUGCUUGACGCAUGAACAAUAAUUUUCCCAAUCAUGAUCAGGCGACAACCUCAACAUUGGCACCUGCGCAACCUGCAUCAUCUGCGUCUCUAGCAGUAGAAGCAAGCGGCCCCGGAAUUUCACUUGGAGAGUAUCCUUCAUCACAUACGAAAAAAAGAAGCCGAACUAGUAGUGGUACAAGUGAAGAUGGUGGUAGUACCAGUGGUACAACUACCAAUCUCCUAGGAAGUGGAGACUCUCCGGAUAAGACAAUCUACAAGUCACAGUCAGAAGCUUCAACAUCAGGUAGUGGCAAAUCGUCGUCUUUGGUGUCCACCUCGGAGGACAGGAGAUCUAGUGCAAGUAAAACCCUAGCGGGAGUUCUAUCCCCAAUAGCAACAGCAGCGCAGGCAGAUCCGCUAGCAGAGGAUGCACCAUUUGCACGGAUAGAGAAAUUGUUAAGGCAGAGACUCAUUAUCGUCCCGCUGGUGGUCUAGGAGUACCACUAGGGAUGCCAAUCAAUCAAAAUGAUUCGAACCACAAGAUUAGAGACCAGGAAAGAUAAGCAGUAGACUCUUCAUCAUCAUCUAAGUCUCGCCAGCGGCACGAGUCAGGACGUCAUCAUUGCUCGCGUAGCCAACGAUCGGCCGGGUGCAGGGAAGGUGCGUUGUUGCCUUAGCAGACGGAAACUGCGUCUAUCUUUCGUAAGCAGUGACGAUGGGACUGGAUUUUGUGAGCACGUGGGGCAAGGUCGCACUCACUCAACACUGCAGUUUACGAGGACAUACAAACAGGACAAGCUGGUGACGGGUAUUGUAAUUCUUUUAUCGCAUUAUACAAUUUUGACGACAACAUGUAUUUCGAAGUACAAUAGUCGCGUUUUUCACACUUUCUUCUACAUGGUCAGGGAGUGAUUUAUAGCGUAGUAUAAGUAAACAAAUCAACAAAAUACCUCCCCCCACAGACCACCUCAAUCAAUCUUGAUCGAUUCUCUCCACAGAUAUGACCUACACCCUGACUUGCUUGCACCUGGCACAAGCCUCGUUCACGUCAGCUGUUGGUGCGUAUGGGACUGUCGUUUUUGAGGGCUCUGGAGAAUCUGAGUCUACUCCUGCCACUGGAUCUCCCGUGGUUUCGUCUUCACCAUCUGCCAUUACUAGUCUGACAUCUUCCUCAGAAGAUCUAGAAGCAGGGGUUAGGAGUGGCACUACAAGCACGAAGAACAACUUCUAUGACAAGAGAAUACAAGACCAACAGAAGGGUUCCGGGAAGCCAAAUUUUGAAGUCGGACGUGGUAGCAGCUCACUCGGAUGGCUAUUCCUCGUAGUGCUUGGCGUUUUCCUGUAUGCAGCUUGUUAUCGUUAUGAAGUUGCUGCUAUUACUAUCUCAGCAGAUACCAUGGACAACAUACUAGAUAUCAUGGACACCACAACAUACAAAGAAAACUACUUCCUCACCGAGUUUGUGAUUCUGCAAGGAGAAGCUCAAAAUACAGUACAUUUAACAUGAAAAGCUCACAGCCUCUAACAUCUCGGCAACUUGGGACGGUACGUCUUUCACAGGAUGGGACUUGCAGAUAGUGACGAUGAGUUAGAAAUGAGGAGAUUCCAAGACAUAAGAGGCAAAUAUGAGCCACCCAAUAUAUUCGGGGUGUCGACUUCAAGGUUUGAUUAGAGAAGUAGAAUGGUGACGUGAAAACAAACACAAGAAACUCAACGUGAUGAAAACAGACUCAGACUUUAUUCUUGAUGAGUCGUGGACCGCUUCAGCUGCGUUCUUUGGAGGUACUGUACUACUGGAUGGCCUCACAAGUAGGCACUUAUAGCUACAC